ACACACUUCCAAGGCAGACGGAGGAAAAGAGAGCUUCAAGUCCUUAGUGGGACAAACCUGCUCCUGGUGAGACCCCUGCUAGGCUCAUUCAAAUGGCUGCAGCUUUCUUUGCCACCAUGCCAACAACCAACCAGGGCUGGCCUGAGGCGUUUGGAUUCAAGAUAAGCGGAAAUGGUCCUUGCUACAUCCUUUCUGUAGAAGAGGGCAGCAGCGCUCACAUGGCCGGUCUCCAGCCGGGGGACCAGGUCCUGGAGAUAGAGGGCCAGCCUGUCUCCUCCCUGAGCUGCGAGGCGCUCAUCAGCCUGGCGAGGCAGUGCAGCAGCGUGCCCCCCAGCAUCGGUGUGGUCUCCCGGGUGCAGCAGGUGGACAUUAAACCUGGCCCCCAGGGAUGCUUCGGCUUCACUCUGGUGAGCAGCAGCAGCAGCCCCCUGCAAGUGGAAAGCGUCAUCCCAGACUCACCUGCUGCCAUAUGUGGGAUCAAGCCGGGGGAUUACGUGCUAGAGAUCAACGGGAUCCCAGUGAAGCUCUAUGAAGCAGCAGCUACCAUGAUCCAGUCCUGCCAAGGGAGGUGUCUGAGGCUGGGGCUGCUGAGGCUUGGGCGCCUGCUGAGAUGGGCCAGCAGCAGCGUGCAGGAAUUUGUCCAGAGUGCUGAAGCUAUCCACCAGGAGAGGAAACAGAAAGCACAGGAAUUUAGCAAGAAGGUGGAUGAAAUCCUUGGUGAUCAGCCAGAGGUAAAGGAGAAGGUUUUCACCAUCCUGAAGCAAUAUGCAGCAGAGAGGAAGGUAGAAUACUUGGCUUAUGCCCUCUGCAUGGUUCUCACCCAAGAGUCCCACCAGCUUCUUAUUGACAAUAUCAGGAUUUUCAUCCCCAAGAAGCACCGGCAGCGGUUUGACGAGGUCGUGUCGCAGAGCCUGAUCAGCAAACUGUGCCGCUCCAAGAGCGAGCAGCACAGCAACCGGCUGCGGCGCAGCCGUAGCGAGGACCACCAGGAGCGGCUCCUCGUGUCCACUCGGGCCAGCUCCGUGCCCCGCAGCCAUGAGGAGGCCAGCAAGAGCCUGAGGAAGACCACUUCACUGAUCACCAGCAAUGUGGCCUCAGGGGCUGCCCGCAGAACUGUGCGAGUUUAUAAAGGCAACAAAAGCUUUGGCUUCACAUUACGUGGACAUGCCCCAGUGUGGAUUGAGUCCAUUCUGCCAGGAAGCCCAGCUGAGAAGGCUGCUCUCAAAGCCGGAGAUCGAAUCUUGUUUCUCAAUGGUCUGGACAUGAGGAACUGCUCCCAUGACAAGGUGGUGUCGAUGCUGCAGGGCAGUGGGGCAAUGCCCACCUUGGUGGUGGAAGAAGGGAUUGUCAACUUCUCAAAUGACUCUGACUCUGCUGACUCCCCGAACACCUCCUCCGCUCUCACCUCCCUGCAAUGGGUUGCAGAGAUACUUCCCUCUAGCAUCAAGAUUCAAGGAAGGACCUUCAACCAGCAGCUGGAACAUCUGCUCACACCACCUGAGCGCUAUACCAUCUGCAAAGCACUGGAAGGCUUCUUUCAACAUCGGAAUAUUGACACUCUUAUUGUGGAUGUGUACCCGGUGCUGGACACACCAGCCAAGCAAGUCAUUUGGCAGUUUAUCUACCAGCUGCUGACGUAUGAAGAGCAGGAGCACUGCCAGCAAAAGAUUGCCAGGUUUCUUGGUUACAACGCUGCUCCAGAGGUGGAGGUGACUGUGCAGGCUGAGCCAGAAGCAGAGGAACGCCAUCGCAGUUCUGUCCGAGCAGCUUCCUUGUGUCGGGGAAGCCUUCGAACCCCGCGCCCUGAGGAAGGGGGAGCAGCAGGCCAGAGUGACACUGUGGAGGUCCCGGUCCGGCUGAUCCCCGGAGAGAGACAAGCUGGUGAUGGCACAUCCCUCCCAGAAACUCCCAACCCAAAAAUGAUGUCAGCUGUAUAUGCAGAAUUAGAAAACCGCCUGAUUGGCAGCUUUGCUGGAAAGAUGAGUAAUGCUGCUAUGCACAGAGCAUCACCUCCUGCCCCAGACCAAGCACAUGCUGCAGGUACAUCAGGGAUGUCGAUCUCAUGGCACAGUGACCGUCGGCCCUCCCAGCAGUGCUACUACCACCUGCACAGCAGCAUCCCAUCCCCAAGCAGCACUGAGUCCAACCCGUACGUCAGCCUUGACAGCAGCCCAGCCCCGUCCCCCAAGCAUGGGGAUUACUCACUCAGCCCUCUGUCACGACGGAAGAAGCUCUUCACCUUCUCCAGGCCCCCACGCAGCCGGGACACAGAUCGGUUCCUGGAUGCCCUCAGUGAGCAGCUGGGUCACAGGGUCACCAUCGUGGAUGAUUUCCUCACCCCUGAAAAUGACUACGAGGAGAUGAGUUUCCAUGAUGACCAGGGCAGCUAUGUCACCAAUGAUGUCAGCAGCACCAGCGAGUAUAUCAGCAGCAGUGAUGAAGGGAGCUCCCUGACCUACUCCACCCUGUCAGACCAUAUCCCCCCACCGCCACUCAGCCCCCCUCCACCACCACCCCCUCUGCAGUUCCACGACCCCCAGCCAGUCCCUGUGAAAGCAGAAUCCAUGAAAACCAGCACAUCGCCUGCCCCUAAAUCCCUCAUGAGCCAUUUGCACCCCAUCCCACCCCCGCCACCUCCCCCGCCACCCCCACCAGUGCCCUGUGCACCCCCCCUACACCGGGGCCUGGUGCAUCGCAGAAGCGAGUCCAACCAUAUGAGUGUCAAGAGGCUGCGGUGGGAGCAGGUGGAGAACUCGGAAGGGACCAUCUGGGGACAGCUUGGAGAAGACUCGGAUUAUGACAAGCUGAGUGAUAUGGUCAAAUACCUUGACCUGGAGCUGCACUUUGGAACGCAGAAACCUACAAAACCAAAUCUCAUGCCUGAAUCCUUUAAAAAGAAAGACGUGGUUGAAAUUUUGUCCCACAAAAAGGCUUACAACACAUCCAUCCUGAUAGCCCACCUCAAGCUCUCUCAUGUUGAGCUGCACCAGAUCCUCAUGACAAUGGAGACUGACCGCCUGGAGCCUUCUCAUAUCAAGCAGCUCUUGCUAUAUGCCCCUGAUGGGGAAGAAGUCCAGCAGUAUCAGAACUACAAAGAUAACCCCAGCAAGCUGAGUGAGCCAGACCAGUUUGUGUUACAGAUGUUAUCAGUACCAGAAUAUAAGACCCGUCUGCGCAGUCUACAUUUUAAGAGCACUCUGCAGGAGAAGACAGAGGAGAUCAAGGCUAGCUAUGAGUGUAUCUGCAAGGCCUCUCUAGAGUUGAAAAGCAGCAAGAAGCUGGCUAAAAUCUUGGAGUUUGUGCUGGCGAUGGGAAACUAUCUGAACAAUGGGCAGCCUAAGACUAGCAAAACAACAGGCUUUAAAAUCAACUUUCUCACUGAGCUGAACACAACUAAGACUGUUGAUGGGAAAUCCACCUUCCUGCAUAUUCUUGCCAAAUCACUUAGCCAACAUUUCCCAGAACUUCUGGGCUUUGCCAAGGAUCUUCCUACAGUGCCGCUUGCCGCCAAAGUGAAUCAGAGAACAUUAACAGCAGACCUUAAUGACCUUCACACCACCGUCAGUGACAUACAGAUGGCCUGUCGCAACAUGCCAGCUACUGCAGAGGACAGAUUUGCAAUUGUCAUGACUUCCUUUCUGGAGAGUGCCCAACCUGCCAUGCGAUCUCUGGAUGAUCUGCAGCACAAAGCCAUGGAAGACUUCAGCAAGGUGUUGUCCUUUUUUGGGGAAGACUCUAAAGCGACAACUUCUGAAGCUUUCUUCGGCAUUUUUGCAGAAUUCAUGAGCAAGUUUGAGCGGGCACUCAGUGAUGUGCAGGUUGGUGAAUGCCAGCGCAGCCCCAGGAUGACCUCCCCCCUUGCCUGGUGA
Messenger RNA from Rhea pennata, 3869 nucleotides. It is a transcript of the gene GRID2IP, whose product is annotated as Grid2 interacting protein. Gene Ontology annotation, molecular function: protein binding. The record is from RefSeq and is a predicted model, not a curated record. The coding region runs from base 93 to 3869 and encodes 1258 amino acids. Lineage: Eukaryota; Metazoa; Chordata; Aves; Rheiformes; Rheidae. The transcript has 24 exons.